UGUCAAAAGCUACGUUGCCACUUCUUAACAGUCCUGUCUUUCAAACCUGUGUCCACGCUUGUUGAUAUUUUGCUCGUCAUUUCGAAUUUCCAUCAAUAUUUCUGCUUCGUUGUCACUCUUUCACGGGAAUGAGAAGGAACAGGCGACGGAAACAUAGCGUCGAAGCCAGUGUUGGUAAGAAUGGACCUGUCACCAAGGAUCUAAACUGUGGGAAGAAACAAAAAUUUGCUGUCAUCACUCAAGCUUUAUCCAGUGAUCCGGUGGACAUCGAGACCUUGAGGAGAGCAGCUUCCAGUCAUGGUGGCUUGCUUACAGAUGAACUACGUAGAAAGGUUUGGCCCAAACUUCUGAACAUCAAUGCGUUUGAUCUACCUCACAGGCCAGGUAAAGAUGUUCGGGCCAACCAUAAGGACUGCAGCCAAGUCAUUUUGGAUGUUAAAAGGUCAAUGAAACGAUUCCCUAAAGGAAUGCCGGUCUCAGAAAGAGGUGUGCUUCAGCAGCAACUGAUCGAUGUGAUCUUGGAAGUCUUAAAAGGAAACCCGCAGCUGCACUACUACCAGGGUUACCAUGACGUGGCAGUCACGCUGCUGCUGGUGGUGGGCGAGCGAAUGGCCAUCGCCAUGCUGCAUACGCUGUCCAACUAUCACCUCAGGGAUUUCAUGGACCCCACAAUGGACCGCACCAAACACAUCUUGAACUACCUGAUGCCUUUAUUGGAGCAAGUGGAUGCUGACCUGCAUGACUUCAUGGCCAGGUCCGAGGUGGGAACCAUCUUUGCGCUGUCGUGGCUCAUCACCUGGUACGGUCACGUGCUGUCGGUCUUCAAACACACGCAGAGACUCUACGAUUUCUUCUUGGCAUCACAUCCCAUAAUGCCCAUUUACCUGGCUGCCAGUAUUGUUUUGCACAGAAAGAGGGAGGUGAUGAAGACAGAGUGCGACAUGGCCAUGGUCCACCACCUUCUCUCCCACAUGCCUGAAGAGCUACCGUAUGAAGAUCUUAUCUGUCAGUCCCAGGACCUGUUUGACCAGUUCCCUCCCUCUGUAUUGUCUAAGCGGGCAGCGCUGCAGUCUUGUAAAAGUUUGUCCAUCAGCACCUUCAAGGAGUUCCAGCUCUCCAUCCUCCACCAAAGGCCGGACUCUGUGCUCCGGCGCCUCCACAAGUCCAAAGGUACCACCUCACCUAGAUCAGCCCUGGAAUGCCCGUCCCAGGAGGCCGGAUCACUCCAGGAAAAGAGCCAGCGAUGGAGAACACAUAGUAACACGUUGGUCAAGAUGGCCAUGUGGGGCCUUUCUGCCACACUCGGCGCAACCGUCCUGGCUGUGGCUCAGACUGCCAUGGACUGGGGUCCCGAUUUAUUACAGCUCUUCUGAAACACCACAAGCCAUAACCAACAUUUGUUUGACCCACUUUUAUUUAUUAUAGUAUCGAAUCACAAAGUGCUAAUAGUAGAUGAAUCGUGACAAACACCAGGCAGCUGAUGAAGCAAGAGACGAGUCUCACAGGAUUCACAGGACAAUGGCUUUUUAAAGGCUCCAUCAGCUGCUCUCAAGGUGGGUGAUUAAAACCGAUCUCUCUUGUUGAGCUGUUCACGUUUGCCUUUGAGUUGAUAUGGAACUGUUUCAUAUGGCCCCUCAAUCCUGUCUCAUCUGCUCUCAACGCUUCUGAAAAUGAAACCUUAUUUUCGUGGGGAAAAAACCCUGAGAUGCACCAAGAAACCUAUGAAACGGAGAAGUGAAACGCUCCUCCUGUUGGGAGAGUGAGCGUGUUUUUAGCCAAGCACAAGGCAGUUUGAUAUGAAAACAUACUUCCAAUUUUUGCAGGCAUUUAAAUGUGGGCAUUUGUGAAUGUAGCAGCAGAUUGGCAUUUGAAGUGAUCUGCUCUUGUAUUUUCAUGUGCCGCUCAGGAGUGGUUUAUUAGCUUUGGAGUCCGUUUUGGAUGUAUGAUGAUGCAAGCCAUGUACUUGCCUUUAAUUGUUUGAAUUUGUUUCAGUUAAGUUUGAAUAAAACUUCUCUCGAGUGUUGACAUCUGUGUGCGGGUUCCUCUCGUGUAAGACCAAGGUUGUGGCAUAUACUCCUCACAAGUGGUGAUAGCUGUGGGAUUGUACUGUCAUCUUGGAUGGUGUACACGGUGUUGUGAGCUUUUGCUGAAUUUCACACUUAGAAAUUCUACAUUAGAUGGCGAGUGAUGAGUUUAUUUCUUUACAGCAGAAAAACAAGGAGAUGGACACAUGGAAGGUGAUGAGCCGACUUUGACAUCCACUUCGGUGCUGCUGAAGAUAUGUUUUGUUAUCAGGAUGUUGGCGUCCGUGUUGAUGAAAUCAGCUACAAUGACAGUUUUCACAGUGGCGCUAGUGGAGUUGACAGAGCUCAGAGUGAAUCUUGCUACUGUCAGGAUUGACUCUUCACAUAUUGUAUUUAGUUCAAAAAAGGUCAUCUUCACUUUCUUCUGCAUAAAUGGAUGGCAGGGAGUCUCUGGAGAACAGGUAGUCAGCCAAGUUGGGUACUCCGGAAACGACGCAGCAGCCCAGCCCCUUGCGAAUAAUCCCCAUCUCGCUGCAUGGUGUCCACUUUUUAGUGUUCAUGUCGUAGUACUCCACGCUCGUGUCUUUUGAGAGGAUGUUGAUGCCGCCGACUGCAUAGACUCGGUCGUCAACGACUUCAAUUGCAAAGUUGCUGCGAGCACUUAACAUGGAAGCAAAUGUGUGCCAGCUUUUGAUCCGGGGAUUGUAGGCCUCGACGCUGCGAAGGCGCCGCUGGCCGUUGUAGCCUCCAGCCUACAAGCCAAGGGAAAGAAUACAGUGAAUUAGGGAACAGUACGCUGUCUGAAGAUGUUUGAUGCCCUUGGUCAAGAUUGUUCGUCCAGCAAAGUUGAGUCGGGUUGGGUUUUACUCACGGCGUAGAUGUGGUCUCCAUAGGCGAACACUGCUAUUCCACUGCGACGGCUGAUCAUUGGGCUGAUUAAUGUCCACUGGUUGGUGGCCCGGUCGUAGUACUCAGCGGUCCGCUGGCUGUUGAUGCCAGAACAUCCACCGCAAAUGUAGAUCUGGAGGAAAAGAAGUGUCGCACAUUAGUGACAAGUAAUUCCCUUCAAAGAAAGUCUGGUGCUGGGGUCUGGGCUCCCUCACCUUAUUAUGAAACACGGUGCUGCUGGCGUCACGCCGGACCUUCAGCAUCGAUGCGAUCCAGGUCCAUUGGUUGUCUUCAGGUGUGUAGCACUCGCAAGUCCUGAGUGAAUGUCGCCCAUCUGACCCACCCAGCGCAUAGAUGCAGCCUUGAAACACGGUGACGCUGACGUAGCAGCGGCGCAUGUCCAUGGGUGCCACCUCUUCCCAGGUGCCGGUGCGCAAGUGGAAUCUGUGCACACUUCUGAAACACUCGUUCUCGUUGCAGCCGCCAAUGCAGUAAACGUACCCGUCGAGGAACACGAUACCGUGGUACGAGCGAGGUUGCUCCAGAAUGUUGCUGAGGGUGACCCAGCGGUCAGCACGUUUAUCGUAGGCCUCUAUGUAAUUGGUUGGUUUGCCCCUUCUGCAACCCCCAAGGGCCAGCAGAGCGACCUUUGGCAGGCGGGGACGGGCAAUAAGUUCCCUGAAUCCAGACACAUCAGACGUCUUUGCGCUGAUGUGAUCAAUGAUUCGAAUGGCUUCGUGGGCCAUGGUCACAGUUUGCAUAUCACACUGCACAUACCGACUGGUAAGCACUUUGGUUGUGAUGUAGUCUAGACUUAACAGGGCUAGACGAACCUUUGAAGACAAAGCACAAACAUGGGUAGAUCUUUAGGUCGGCAGGACCAACAUUGCCCAGCGCUGUAACAAGUGCUCUCUGCCUGCAAAACACGAUGAAGUCACCACAGCUAGCCUUUAAGUAGAUCGAAUAUCUAGCAGCAGGAUGAUCAUGGUUAACAUAGCAGUACUACUGUUAAUGGCCCAAAAAAGUGGUGACCUAAAUUUGCCGUAUCGGUACGUGGCCUGUAAAAGAGACAGGUUUGAAAUACUUGGUCCAAAUUUACCCAGGCAAAGAUGAUGUUCACCUACUUUAGCCAUGAGAUCGUAGAUGUAUCUUAUCCGGUGGGAAAAAUGCAGCGAGAUCCAAUGGAUCACUGCUUCGAACACCACCCUCUCAUCUCUAACGUACAGGACGUCAUCAUCCAAAAUGCGAAGAAGCUCCUGCACUGUCAGCUGCGUGAACUCGCUUGUGAACACCAGCUCCCCGAAAUGCAGAAGGAUGUAGUGAUAAACCCUCUGCUUGAAUGCUGGGGAGUGUACGGUGGUCAGAUGCCAGAUGCCGAUGCAGUUUUCGGGCCGAAGGUGCUCCUCCAGGAACACGUGGCACGCUUGCACGAUGCAGCACAUGUUUAGAUAGUCCGCUACCUUCAGGAUGUCCUGCACGUUCUCCUCCGUCACAUUCAUGGUGCCAGUGUACGUGAACUCAACAAUGUGCUGCAUGAUUUCACGAGGAACACUGGAGAUGGUGAAGAACCUCUGGCCUGGAAAUGACCAGCGUUCAAACAGAGCCCUGAGCCAAGAGAAACACAAGUAUAAACCACCUCAGACCUACAUUACACAUUUAAAUGAAAGGAUUUAGUGUAUGAAAGUGGAUAGCUCUUGUACAUUUUUGCAUUUACCGUUGGACAUCCCGACCUCGAUCCCACCCCCUUGCUCCAAGGAUGCAUUGAAAUUAUCCAAAAUAGUGGACAGAGAUCAAAGGGGUGAAGAGGAGAGUGCAGGCAGGGUGGCACGGUCGCAGUCGACUGACGGGUGGAUGACACAAGGGUGGAAACUAGGGUGAAGGGUAGGCUCUGGGGCAGGGGUUCUUUUUCAUCUCGGGGCCCACCUUUUCCAGAACAAAUGGGUCCAGAGCCCAUUGAAGGAAUAGAACUGAUUCAUUACUGUGAGUACUGAUGUCUGAUUUCAGAAUUACUGGUUUCAUUUGUUUUCAAUAACUAUACACGUAAGCAAACCAAAACCUUAUGCAAUAACAUGAAACCAUCUGAUCACUGCAAAGAUAUUUGCCAUGGAAAAGUACAACCAGCAGCAGAACCAGGUGCAAGUCAUGUUCAGGAAUUAUUACUAAAACAAAAAACUGUUGAGAGAAUUGGAAAAACUGCACUUCAUGAGUACAAUUCUGAAUUAAAUAAAUAUGAUAAAACGUCAAUUUUUUUCAUAAAUAAACUCUAAGAAGAUAAGUAAAGUAUCGCCAUAAAAUGUUCGAAUACAUUUAAAAAACUGCUCCAACAGGUGAACAGUUUUUACUGUUGGGGGCGCCAUUACUUUUUUUAUAUUUUUCUUUUUAAGAACUUCUUCAUAGUUGGUAACUAUCACAGAUUUGCAGCUGUCAAGUCAAUUCAAUGACACACUACUGCCACCAUAUGUGGCAAGUGUAUGAAAACGGAGCAUCUCACGGCCCAGAGGUGUAAAACAAAAAACUUCUGGCAGGCCUCUAGGGGGCGCUCAUGGCCCAACCAUGGGCCUCUGCCCUGUGGUUAAGAAUCACUGCUCUAGGGAACAGUGCGAGACCUGUGUGGUUUAGAGGAGGGGUGGGCAAUCCAGGGCCGAGGUGGUGCAGGUUGAAAGCUCACAGUUUAACCAAUGAGGUUACAGCUGCAACAAAUACCAGAUUGGUGAGGAGGUAUCAUUGGUCGGAACAAGCCUGUUGGGGAACUAUUGACCCACCACUAGUUUAGAGACUGGUGCAUAGACUAGCAGAAGUUGUGGCAAAUAUGAAGAUACUAUAAGAAGGGACUGCUCCUGUGCAGAAGCUUGGAUGGACAGACUCAGAUGGAGAGAGCAGGGAGAAGAAGAGAAGGCCUGUGAGGCUCCUGGGGACAUGAGGAUGCUGAAGAUAGGAUCCGGUGAAGAGGAAACAAGGCCUGGGAGAUGCUGUUACCCAUGAUUUGUUGUGUGUCGAAAGUGGAGGUGGAUUGUGGAGGGGUUGUGAGACUCACAGGAAGUAUGGGCUGAUGUUACAGAGCGCAUUCUUGUUGACAGGGAACUCUGCAUCAUUGAGUCUAAGAACUGCGUCACAGGCUUUCAAGAUUUCCUCCUCAUACAGAUGUUUGCAGUCUGUACUGGACGUGGAUUCCAUUCCGCACCCAUAUAGUAGGAUGAGUCGUGGGUCGCAGGUCUCAGGGGCCGGUGCGCAUGUGACCACUCACACCACUGCACUUAUUGUACCAAACCAACACACCUCACUGAGUGGGCUUGUGCUGCCUUCCUCGUCUCCGGAGGAUCACCCCGUAUUUAUAGGGUCCCAACAGGACCGCGACCUCAUGACGUCAUCACUUCUUAUGAUGCUGCGGUUUCACGGAAAGGACCCAAUUCUUUGGACUUUGAUGUUGCUGUCUUCUUUCAUAGAAACGCCACAUGUUUUUGUUUUGAAGCUCAAACAUACAGUAUGUGACCCUUCUGUGGUUCUGGCCACCAAACUGGACUCAUGGAAAUGAAUGGUCUAUGUGGUGACCAGCCUCCUGCACUGCCUUCCAACAGAACCAGAAUUAACAUAUGUUAUAUUUAUCACUUGUUUUGGGGGCCAGCUUAGUCUGUUCUUUCCCACCUGAAUGAACCAAGCAGAGUUUUCUGAUCAAACACAGCAUCAGUGAACAUGCUUCAUUUACUGUAGCUCUGUUGACUUUUCACUUAAGUCACUGACAUCAUAGUACAAAUAGAACGAUGGUCACCGCUGGGUGGCGUUGUUUUACCAAAAAUAAUACCCUGGAUAUGUGACCCUACAAAAGAAUAUCGCCCCCUGUGGCUUGGUUGAGAAAACACCACUGGAGAAGUGUGACCCCCUUCCCUGUCCAUUUGCAUGUUUCCUUCAGACAAUGACACUGUCCUAAAAUCUAAACUUAAUGUGUCUGUCACUGUACGUCAAGUUGGUAUAACCAACCAACAUUGGCCUUUCCAGCCUGAAGUGGUGCUGCCCCAUUCGUUCUCAGUAAAAUCCACUUGGAUCGGUUUGGAACCACCUGCUCAAUUCAACUUGCAACCUCCUGGUGCCACGACUACGGAACAAACGCCACCAGCCUGGAAACGGAUUGAUUGACAGUGUUGGACGCCACACUCGGCUUCUGGCACGUAGAAGAAUCUUAUUGUGCUGGAAAGAUGCAAACCCUCCAAAAGCUUCUCAAUGGAUGGCUGAUACAAGUUUCAAUAUGGGGAUCAAAGGCCUAGUGAUCGUCAGGCAAGGCAGAGUCUCACACAGGGUUCAGCUGGCUGCAUGGACAACUCUAGCACGCACUCGGCAUCCUCACAUUCAUGGAGUGCUCUGCUGGCACGGAAGCACCAGGUAGGGAGGCGGCGCCACGGUGGCUGCCGCUGAAAGUGCAAAGACUGACCGGUGUGUGCGAGACUUUGCCUUUGGAGAACAGGGAAAAGAUUGUAUCGAGCUGGAAAGUGUAUUGCAACUGUCCAUUCCAGAGUAGAAGACUGAGAUGAGAUUUUAUAAACCAUCAAGACACCAACGGUUCACCUGAAGCUACAUCCACACUGCUACAUUUGGAACCAUCAAGACACUCUUGAGCUUCAUAUUUGGCAUGUGUGCAGCACUUCAAUUGUAAGGCAAGGCAUCACCACCACCAUCAUCACAUCAUCAUCAUCUAAAGGUAGAGGGCGGCAAGAUUACUCACCAAAACUGUGUAAGCUGUCACUGCACAUCACUGCAGUUGAGUCCCACAAGUUAAGCCAUUCCAUACUCAAGUGUUUGAACUUCUGUAUUUCUACUCGCUUCUGUGCUACAAACGUGGCCUUUUAGGGGCUGUAAAUCUACAAUUCAAAAAUGAUUUGAAUUAUUUCUGACAAAAACUGUUGCAAACUAACAUCAGACUAGGCCCUUAAAACUUAAUAUACGCAAGAAGAUUCGAUUUUGUUAUUUGGUCUCACCUCCUGAACCAUUGCUGAUGGAAGCGGGAGGCUUUUGUCCUCACAUUUUUGAGAUCUUGUUAAUCCUUUAUCCUUUCAGUCAAGUUUACACUGUGUAGCGAGGCGAUCCAAGCCAUAAACACUCAUGAAAGGGCCACGUUCAAAUCUCUUUGGUUACAAAUGGGGACAAAGAAUUCAGGUGGAAUCCAUUUUCAAAUGACUGUGUAUUGUAGUAGUGUGGAGGUAGCACAAUUCCAGUAGUAAGAGCAAACCAACCCAAAAAAUUGAAUUGUGGAAAAAAUAAAAGUCAAACCUAAAAAAAUAAAUAUCCAGAGUUUUUCUUUCUCAACGACCAACAUAUUUUCUACUUUACUUAUCAUGUGCAAGAUUCGUGCAACGUCAGGCCCAGCGGCGUGUUAAACAUCUAAGCGAAGAGGAGUUCGCAGGACGUCCUCUUUACAUUCAAUGACUUUUAUCUUCUAAGUCACCAGAUGGAAUCAAAGGAUG
Molecule: messenger RNA, 8365 nt
Organism: Synchiropus splendidus (mandarinfish)
Lineage: Eukaryota; Metazoa; Chordata; Actinopteri; Syngnathiformes; Callionymidae
Product: TBC1 domain family member 20-like
Exons: 11
Coding region: 129-1373 (414 amino acids)
Biological process (GO): endoplasmic reticulum to Golgi vesicle-mediated transport; positive regulation of GTPase activity
Cellular component (GO): endoplasmic reticulum membrane
Molecular function (GO): GTPase activator activity
Source: RefSeq, a predicted model, not a curated record